CCGCUGUUGGAUGUGUUGAUGGUUGCUACUGAUAUUUGUCGGCGUGCAAUUCAUAACGUGUUGGUAUCGUUUUUAUCAGAUUCUUUGGAUUAAAACUCAAACGGGAGGCUGUAGUAAGGACGAAGACACAAAUAAACCAAUAAAAAUGAGUAAAGGAGGAGAGGAAGUCGACCAGAGUGGAAAUUUUUGGGAAAGUCUCCACGAGGACCUUACAAAUAUCCAUCGUAUCUUGCAGGAUCAAAAUAGGGAGCUACGAAACAUUAUGUCCGAACAAACAAGGACGAAAGAAAGACUGACACAGUUCAGAGUUGAUGGAUAUGCAAUUAACGAAUCUCUACUCGAAUAUGAGGACUUCGCAGAUAGAUUUACCGAACUAUUGGGUGGAUGGGGACCAGAUCAUCCAAUCCUGUGUUCAUCAGUAAAUUCAACCUUUUAUGAAUAUGAAGGGGGUGAUGAGAAGAAGGCAAUCGGAAGGACAAUCAAUGCAAUCGUUGAUGCACUGCCGGAGUACGGUCGUUUUGCUCAAUCAAUACUCGAGGAACAAGAGAGAUUAUUAUCCAUAUAUAAAACUAUUUUGGAAUUAUCAGAGGAUACUUUGAGGUCCCUGAUAGGUCUUUGAGGUCUACUUCUGCAUGCAGACCAGCUUCUUUUAUUAGUUACUUGUACCUGUAUUUCAAUAAUACUUUCAUGGAGUAUCGAAGAAGUAUAAAAAAAACAAAGCCUUGGAGGGCGAUUAAUCGUUGAUCACAACCAUUCCAGUCUUAUCAAAAUUUCCAUACUGUUUUUCUACAUCUAAUAUCCAAAAAUAUAUUUCAAUUUCAUUCCAGAUGGUUGCGUCAGCCAAACUUAUUCAAUAAACGAUAAUAUUUGUGGUGAUCUCCAUUUCUCAUUUUAUCAUUUAAAACAGCACAAUAGCGUGUUUUGAAAAUAUAUGUAAAAUAUAGGCUUAAAUCCUGUUGGAAUUUUCCAAAAAUGAAAAUGCCAUCUUAGCCGCUUAAAUAUUUUUUUUACAAAUAAAAAACAUCAUUA
Molecule: messenger RNA, 1029 nt
Organism: Fopius arisanus
Lineage: Eukaryota; Metazoa; Arthropoda; Insecta; Hymenoptera; Braconidae
Exons: 3
Coding region: 146-619 (157 amino acids)
Source: RefSeq, a predicted model, not a curated record